This is a messenger RNA of Tupaia belangeri chinensis (Chinese tree shrew), 3077 nucleotides long. It is a transcript of the gene POLH, whose product is annotated as DNA polymerase eta. Bases 138 to 2249 code for a protein of 703 amino acids. Lineage: Eukaryota; Metazoa; Chordata; Mammalia; Scandentia; Tupaiidae. Gene Ontology annotation, biological process: response to radiation; error-prone translesion synthesis. Gene Ontology annotation, cellular component: nucleus; replication fork; site of double-strand break. Gene Ontology annotation, molecular function: DNA-directed DNA polymerase activity; damaged DNA binding. The record is from RefSeq and is a predicted model, not a curated record. The transcript has 11 exons.
UAAAUCGCUUUCGCUGGCUGGCUCGCGACAGGCGACAAAUACUCAAGACGCCUUCAUUUUCCUUCCUGUCGGGGGGAACUGAUCCAGCAUCUACCUGCGGCGUCCCCGGUUGGCAGAUUUGCCUGUCACCUUGAAAAAUGGCAACUGGACAGGAACGAGUGGUUGCUCUGUUGGACAUGGACUGUUUUUUCGUUCAAGUGGAGCAGCGGCAAAAUCCUCAUUUGCGGAAUAAACCUUGUGCAGUUGUACAGUACAAAUCAUGGAAGGGUGGAGGAAUAAUUGCAGUGAGUUAUGAAGCUCGUGCAUUUGGGGUCACCAGAAACAUGUGGGCCGAUGACGCUAAGAAGUUAUGUCCAGAUCUUCUACUGGCACAAGUUCGCGAGUGCCGUGGGAAAGCCAACCUCACCAAGUACCGGGAAGCCAGUGUGGAAGUGAUGCAGAUAAUGUCUCGUUUUGCUGUGAUUGAACGUGCCAGCAUUGAUGAGGCUUAUAUAGAUUUGACAAGUGCUGUACAAGAGAGACUACAAAAGCUGCAAGGUCAGCCCAUCUCCGCAGACUUGUUGCCAACAACAUACAUUGAAGGGUUUCCCCAAGGCCCUGCAACUGCAGAAGACACUGUUGAGAAAGAGGAGAUGCGGAAAAAAGGCUUAUUUCAAUGGCUCGAUUCUCUUGCGCUUGUGAACAGCACUUCUCCAGACCUGCAGCUCACUGUGGGAGCAGUGAUUGUGGAGGAGAUGAGAGCAGCCAUAGAGAGGCAGACCAGUUUUCAGUGUUCCGCUGGAAUUUCACACAAUAAGGUCUUGGCAAAACUGGCCUGUGGACUAAACAAGCCCAACCGCCAGACCCUGGUCUCAUUGGGGUCAGUCCCACAGCUCUUCAGCCAAAUGCCUAUCUGCAAAAUCCGUAGUCUCGGAGGAAAGCUGGGGGCCUCAGUCAUUGAAAUCCUAGGGGUAGAAUACAUGGGUGAACUCACCCAGUUCACUGAAUCGCAGCUCCAGAGUCAUUUUGGGGAGAAGAAUGGGUCGUGGCUAUAUGCCAUGUGCCGAGGGAUUGAACAUGAUCCAGUUAAACCCAGGCAACUACCCAAAAGCAUUGGCUGUAGCAAAAACUUCCCAGGAAAAACCGCUCUGGCUACUCGGGAACAGAUACAGUGGUGGCUUCUACAGCUGGCCCAGGAACUAGAGGAGAGACUGACCAAAGAUCGAAAUGAUAAUGACAGGGUGGCCACCCAGUUGGCUGUGAGCAUUCGUGUACAAGGAGACAAACGUCUGAGCAGCCUGCGCCGCUGCUGUGCUCUCAGCCACUACGACGCGCACAAGAUGAGCCACGAUGCAUUUGCUGCCAUCAGGAACUGUAAUACUUCUGGGAUCCAAACUGAAUGGUCCCCUCCCCUCACAAUGCUUUUCCUCUGUGCCACCAAAUUCUCUGCUUGUGCCCCUUCGUCUUGCACAGACAUCACCGCCUUCUUGAGCGACUCAAGUUCUCUGCCAAAGAUGCCAACUACCAGUUCAGAAGCUAAGGCCCAGGGAAGUAGCCCAGCCGUGACAGCCACUAAGAGAGCACCCAGCUCCCUGGAAUCGCUCUUCCAGAAAGCUGCAGAAAGGCAGAAAGUUAAAGAAGCUUCGCUUUCAUCUCUUACAGUCACCACGCAGGCCCCCACAAGCAAGUCACCAUCCAGGCCCUCAUUACCUUUCCAGUCUGUUCGAAAUACGGGAACUGAGCCUUUCUUUAAGCAGAAAAGUCUGCUUCUAACGCAGAAAGAGCUUACUAAUUCUUCAGUUUCUUCCUCUUCACAAAACCCACAGCCCAGCUCUGAAGGGUUACCUAGCUAUUCUCCCACAGACCGUGCCCCCGAUUGUGAAGGGGAGUUGAAGCAAGGCCCUUCUAAAGCAGCUCCUGCUGAGAUGGAUGUAACCCAGAACAGCCCAAGCACACCUGCAUGCUCAGCUUCCAAGUCUGCUCUGGAGGUGGCUCAGACUCCGAGUCUUUCAGCUGCAGAGGACCAAGUGCCCUGCGAGAAGUGUGGCUCCCUGGUACCAGUAUGGGAGAUGCCGGAACACACGGACUAUCAUUUUGCACUGGAAUUGCAGAAAUCCUUUUUGCAACCCCACUCGUCCCCCCAGGUUGUCCCUGCCAUGUCUCCUAAAGGCAAAAGAAACCCCAAAAGCCCUUUGGCCUCCAGUAAUAAACGCACUAGGCCUGAGGGCAUGCAGACAUUGGAAUCAUUUUUUAAGCCAUUAACACAUUAAUACUGCUCUCAGGCUUUUUAAUAUUUUAAUAUUUUAUGUUUACUUUUCAAGGAAGUCUGUAACUUCAUGAAAUUUUUAAUAUAAAAAAUAGGCUUUGGGUUAAGGUUCUCAUCUCUACAGGCAUGAAUUUCUAAUCUCAUUGCUGAUAGAGAUAUAAAAAUUCAUCUUCUCUUUGAGAGUUUUUAAUCUUUUGAGUUUAAGGAGAGUGUCAAAUAGUAAGUGUGUAGGCCUUGGGGCGUGAGAGACCUGGUUCCAAACCUAGCCUUGUCUCUUACUGCAAGUAGGGCCAUGAACAAAUGACUUUCUUCUUCAUCUGUAAAACAGGUAAUAGCUUACAGACUGUUGAAAUUAUAAAUGAUAUGAAGUACCUGUCUUAAAGAUGCCACAGAAAAGAAACUGAGCAAAAAAAAAGAUUUUAAGAAACUUUCUUAAUGUCACAUUGGGCAUUUCAGAUAAUGCCCUGCCUGGAAUUCCCUAUUUCCAGUUACAAACUGUGAGGUGAAGACCUGAAACCCUAAAAGUGACAUGGCUUUGUGUACAAAAGCCACUAAAUAAACAGUGUUUUAUGUAGUAAACCCUGUUGUACUGUCUUAGCUGCUGGCCUUCCUCCCUCUUGCAUUGUUUUCCUGCAGAAGAGACUGCCCCUGGACCUGCUCAGGAGCUCUCAGACUGGAUGUCGUGAUCAAAGCUGGGUCAUCACCAACAGAACCUUGUUAUUCCACGUGUGAUUUGAAGAACAGCAGCAUCCACACCAGGGAACUUGUUAGAAAUAAGUCUCAGCCUUGGGCCAACCAGUGGCCUGGUCAUUAAGGUGGCUGGCUCUCACAU